Molecule: messenger RNA, 841 nt
Organism: Drosophila nasuta
Lineage: Eukaryota; Metazoa; Arthropoda; Insecta; Diptera; Drosophilidae
Exons: 4
Coding region: 81-734 (217 amino acids)
Source: RefSeq, a predicted model, not a curated record
GCAACGUUCAAAUUAUUGUAUAUAUAUAUUAUAUAUUUUUGUGUCGAAUAUUAAUUAUUGUGAUUUAAUUGGCGAGGAAUAUGGACAAGUGGAGUGAUCAUGCAUGCGGUUUUGAGAUGGAAGUAGAUGAACUGGAUGAAGAGAUCGUUGUUCAGCACGAUGUAAAUGAUAAUAGCGCAAUUUCUUCAGAAAUUCGAAGCCUGAUUAAGCAAUUCGCAGAACUCAAAAUGCAUUUUGAUUGGGCUGCAUCAGAAAACGCACUUUACGCGAAUUUGCUGCAUGCGGAUAAUCCGAAAGCUGUUCUGCUCAUGGGUAUAAGAAAGUUAAAGCAACGUGUUCGUGAACUCAGUUUCAAUGUUAUAGGUUCGUCGAUGGCAAAUCAAUGCGAGAAAGUCCUGGAAGUGAAAAUGUUCCUAGCAAGCGGACAAGUUGGUCUACAGCUUGACCAAAAAGCCACAAUUCGCAUUCAAAUAGAUGGAAUUGAUUUGGACAUUUUACAGCAAUUUAGUGAUUUCUAUAACUUGCAGCAUGGUGAUGUUAAAAAAAGGGCUGCAAAAAGAGUUACAUUCAAUAAAUUCACUGAUGUCUCCGAUGAGUUCAAAUCGGCAAAUGCAGACAACGUUCGCAGUAUGAAACUUAAAGAGCUGCAGUUCAAAGAAGCAGCUAAGGAGAAAGCUCUCUGGUGUGAGUUAAAGAAAACAUAUCAGCCACAGUUUGAUGGACAGAAUCAAUAAAAUCACGAUGAUUUAGUUUAGAAACCUUAAAUUUUGCUCGAUUAUAAUAUGUGUUACCGAAAUUUCAAAUUUUAUAGUUUACUACACACAUGUGUACUAACGAACCA